GCAGCAGUGAUCCUGGAGUGAGCAGAGCAAAGGCACCUCAGUCACUCUUGCUUUCUUAGCACGUGUCCUGAGGGGCGGGCCGAGGCGGGGCCCAGAGCUUGGGGUCGCCGGUGGAGCUGUACGGGCGGGCAGGCAGGGAUGAUGGCAGCAGCCUCUGGGGACGCGCGCCGGGUGCUGGUGUACGGAGGCAGAGGGGCGCUGGGCACCAAAUGUGUGCAGGCUUUCCGAGCCAAGGACUGGUGGGUUGCUAGCAUUGAUGUGGUAGAAAAUGAAGAAGCCAACGCCAGUGUGAUUGUCAAAAUGACUGAUUCCUUUACGGAGCAAGCUGACCAGGUGACUGUUGAUGUUGGGAAGCUUUUGGGUGAUAAGAAAGUGGAUGCAAUUCUUUGUGUGGCUGGAGGAUGGGCAGGAGGCAGUGCCAAAGCUAAAUCUCUCUUUAAAAACUGUGACUUGAUGUGGAAACAGAGCAUGUGGACCUCGACCAUCUCCAGUCACCUUGCGACCAGACACCUCAAAGAAGGGGGCCUCCUGACUCUGGCCGGGGCCAAAGCUGCUUUGGAUGGAACUCCAGGAAUGAUCGGCUAUGGCAUGGCCAAGGGAGCCGUCCAUCAGCUGUGCCAGAGCCUGGCUGGGGAAAACAGUGGAAUGCCACCCGGUUCUGCCGCCAUUGCCGUGCUUCCGGUGACCCUGGAUACGCCCAUGAACAGGAAGUCAAUGCCCGACGCAGACUUCAGCGCCUGGACCCCGUUAGAAUUUCUUGUUGAAACCUUUCACAACUGGAUCACAGGAAAAAACAGGCCAAGCUCAGGAAGCCUAAUCCAGGUGGUCACUACGGGAGGAAAGACGGAGCUAACACCGGCUUACUUUUAAUAAGCUGUCUCCGAGCUCACCAGGGGAAAGGGAACUAACACACCAUCCCCCCGCGUAGUUUUCUGACAGCUCCAUGUUGUCCAGCAAGUCCGUGAUCGGUAUUUCAUUCAUUUAAUGUGUUUCUGUCUCCUUUCCAAAAGUAUCAAAUGUUCAUUAGAAAAGAAGGACUACAAGGGUGAAGACCCCCUCCGAGUGAUCGUGACCCAGAAGCUGUGCUCAGAGCUGUCCUCCAGGGACGUUGUUUUGCGCCUCCUUCUGCCCCGGGCAUGGUGUGGGAUUUGUUGGUAGCUCCCCUUGUCUCCUCUUGGCAGUCAUCUCUCUUCUUCACUUCUUCAGUGACGUGUGUACGUUGGUGUGUUCCAGUCUGGUUUUUUGUUUUGGCCAAGACAUUAUUUGAUCCAGUAUUUGUGAAAUGGCAUUAAUCAUUUCUGCCCUGACUUAAAUUGCCUUAAAUAUCCAUUAGCAGUAGUAGGUGAGGGAUGGCUCUUGCCCAUUUGUUGUUAUAAAUGUUUCAUGUGACUCCUGGGAUCCCCUGUGAAUGAGGGAGGGAUGGAGGGAUAGAUGGAUGGAUGGAUGGAUGGACGGACGGACAGACAGAUAUAUGUCCUAGCGAUGGGAAGCAUUGGUGAUUAUCAUCCCAUGGUGAAUUUGAGCCUUAAUACAUGAUGCUUAGUUUACAAUGUUGAAUACGUUAAUCAAAAUGGAACACAUGAUUCACUGUCCAAACAGCACUGUCUGUAGAAUGACACAAGUGGAUUUUGGGUAUCUCCUCCACACUGCAAACUAUUUCUGUGAUAGCUUUGUAUGGAGCUAGUUUUUUUUCUAAUUGACUAGUCAGAUGUAUUUGUUUCUCAUUCUCCUUUACUUCUGGAUGUUAUAUAAUUAAUUUAAAAUAAAGAGACUAUUCCCACCCUA
This is a messenger RNA of Monodelphis domestica (gray short-tailed opossum), 1785 nucleotides long. RefSeq names its product quinoid dihydropteridine reductase (gene QDPR). The record is from RefSeq and is a predicted model, not a curated record. NCBI's taxonomy places the organism in Eukaryota, Metazoa, Chordata, Mammalia, Didelphimorphia, Didelphidae. Gene Ontology annotation, cellular component: cytoplasm. Gene Ontology annotation, biological process: L-phenylalanine catabolic process; tetrahydrobiopterin biosynthetic process. Gene Ontology annotation, molecular function: NADPH binding; 6,7-dihydropteridine reductase activity; NADH binding.